AUGCUACUCAGGAUAGUUUCUUUGUUAGCUUUAAUAUACCUACUGUUAUGUCAGACAAUACAUGAGUUUGAUGAAUCUGCUGAUUCGGAAGUGACUCGUUCAUAUCCUGAAUUCAGCUUCUAUCCAAAUCCAGCCCCCACUUUCGCGAAGUCGAAUCAGGCGCCUACUAGGACGUCAUAUUUUGCACCUCACUUUUCCGAUGUAAGCCAUUUACUUGGUAGCGUAUCUACAACAAGUUGGGGUAGUUGGAAUCCCUCAGCCACAUAUCAAGCAUCAGAUGUAAAUGAUCCUUAUGGACAGUACGCUUGGACCAAAAUGUGGGAAGAUGCUUCCAUCUGGAACUUCACUAACACUGCGAUUUAUUCCACGACAGUGGAACCCACAGCAAUCCCCACUGAAAGCUUGAUUUUACCUCCAAAAGAUGCAUUCCAAUUUCAAAACAAUCUAAAAUUCCCUAAAGACUUCAUUUUCGGCGUUGCAGGAUCUGCAGCACAGAUUGAAGGUGCAGUAGCAGAGGAGGGGCGCUCACCAACUAUAAUGGAGAAGCUUAUCACAGAUGAUAAGCCCCAAGAUUUUGUCACUAACGAAAAUUACUAUCUUUAUAAACAAGAUAUCAAGAGGUUAGCAUCUAUGGGUGUCAAAGCUUAUUCUUUUACGAUUCCUUGGACAAGAAUAUUACCUUUUGUCUUGCCAGGUACUCCCGUCAACAAGCAUGGAAUUGACCACUAUAAUGACAUUAUAAAUACAUGUUUGGAAAAUGGGAUUACGCCGAUUGCUACUUUGACUCAUUUUGACUCACCUUUAAUGUUUAAUGGAGGCCAACCUGUUUUAGGAGACUAUGAGCUAGGCAACUAUGGGGGAUAUGCUAACGAGACAUUUGUUGAUGCUUUUGUAAAUUACGGAAAAAUUGCCUUAGCCCUAUAUGCUGAUAGGGUUCCUGUUUGGAUUGGCUUCAAUGAACCUUAUGGUUAUACGGGUACACCUUUGGGAGUGAAAAAUGUCAUAGGGGCCACAGCAAGAUUGCACAAAUUUUACCAUGAGGAACUAAAAGGAAAAGGAAAAUUUGGAAUUAAAUUCAAUGAUAAUUUUGGCAUUCCCAGAGAUCCUGAAAAUCUGGAUGAUGUCGCGGCUGCUACCAGAUUUCAAGAAUUCCAGUUAGGGAGCUUUAGUAAUCCCUUAUUCCUAGGGAAGGACUAUCCGGAAUCUUGGAAGACCACAUUUACUAAUGAGACUGACUACUUUUUCACUCUGGAGGAAUUGGAGGAAGUUUCUUUUGGAUCAGAUUUCUUAGGAAUUGAUCCUUAUACCUAUACCGUAGUAACCCUGCCGGAGGGAGGCAUUGACGCAUGUGCGGCUAAUCCGUCUCACGAACUUUGGCCGCUCUGCGUAAAUCAGUCUCAAACACGAGAAGACGGGUGGAAGAUAGGUUAUAGGUCUCAAUCAUACGUUUAUAUCACCCCUGUUCAGUUACGAGAAUAUUUAAAUUUUCUUUGGGAUUCCUAUCGGGCACCUGUAUUUGUUUCUGAGUUUGGAUAUCCAGAAUGGAGGGAGGCAGAAAAAGAGUUAGGUGAUCAACUUUUCGAUCUCAACAGGUCCAUCUACUAUCGAUCAUUCUUGGAAGCGAUUUUGAAAGCAAUUCAUUAUGAUAAGGUCAAUGUUAUGGGCGCUUUGGCGUGGUCGUUUGCCGAUAACUGGGAGUUCGGUGACUAUGAGCAACAGUUUGGUUUACAAGUUGUCAAUCGAACCACGCAAGAGAGGUUUUUCAAAAAGAGCUUUUUUGAUAUUAUACAAUAUUUCGAAGAACGAAGUUCUAAUGAACAUUGA
Molecule: messenger RNA, 1824 nt
Organism: Priceomyces carsonii
Lineage: Eukaryota; Fungi; Ascomycota; Pichiomycetes; Serinales; Debaryomycetaceae
Product: glycoside hydrolase family 1 protein
Exons: 1
Coding region: 1-1824 (607 amino acids)
Biological process (GO): carbohydrate metabolic process
Molecular function (GO): beta-glucosidase activity
Source: RefSeq, a predicted model, not a curated record